Molecule: messenger RNA, 980 nt
Organism: Odontomachus brunneus
Lineage: Eukaryota; Metazoa; Arthropoda; Insecta; Hymenoptera; Formicidae
Gene: CPR22
Product: endocuticle structural glycoprotein SgAbd-4-like
Exons: 2
Coding region: 17-532 (171 amino acids)
Cellular component (GO): chitin-based extracellular matrix
Molecular function (GO): structural constituent of chitin-based larval cuticle
Source: RefSeq, a predicted model, not a curated record
GUGCCUACCUCGUAACAUGGUGGCCAUCGGUGCAUCGAACCGUCGCGGUGGUGUUGGUGAUGCCUCCAGGGGUAUAUAUACGACGAGCGCUGCGGGGCUUGAUAAACACUUGCCCAUCAGCGAUUACCGCCGCAGCAUGUACACGUCAUUGGUAGCCUUGAUCGCGCUGGCGGUCUGCGCCUUAGCGGCCCCCGCCGAAGACGUGAUCCCGAUCGUCAGCCAGAGUCAGGAGGGCCCGAACCCGGAUGGCUCGUACAAGUGGAGCUACGAGAGCGGCAACGGCAUCAAGGCCGAGGAGGAGGGCCAUCUAGAGGACGCCGGCAGCGAGAACGAGGCGAUGUCCGCGCAGGGCGCCUUCAGCUACCCGAGCGACGACGGCCAGUCGAUCUCGCUGACGUACGUGGCCGACAAGAACGGCUUCCAGCCGGUAGGCGCGCACCUGCCCACCACCCCGGAAAUCCCGGCGCUCAUACAGAGGGCCCUCGAGUGGAACGCGGCGCAUCCGUCCAAGGAUGACGAGAACCAGGUGUAACGACGCGCCGCCGUCCACUAUGUGAUCUCACGAUCUCACGUAAUUAUUCACGCCACAAUGGAAGACGAUCUACGGUACAUACCGAUCGAGCCGGAUAACGAUUACGAUGAUGACGACGAUGACGACGAUAAGUGUUGCUGCCGACCGCGAAAGUCCUCGCCCACGAACGGAUUGCUCUGGUUCAAGUUGUGUUGUAAAUAUUUAUUAUACGCCUACGAUAUACUGCAUAUAUAUACAUACAUAUAUAUAUAUAUAUUAUAUUUUAUUAUAUAUUAUAUCGUGUAUUUUGAUAUAUAUAGAUGAUAUAUAUAUAGAAAACACGAGCACACCACAUACACAAACACACACACACACACACAUGUACAUGUACCACGAUCGACCGUGUGAUUGACUUGUCGUCAGGGUAUAUGUCACGGUGCAUUGAGAAUAAACGUUGCAUCCCAGGAGA